AUAGUGAUACCGAGUCUCCCUGGUCUUGGGUUUACAGAACCGCCAAAUGUGACCGGUGUUAGCCCUGCUGUCAUUGCUUGUGCUUACCACAAACUCAUGCUUCAGCUAGGAUACAAACGAUUUGUUAUUCACGGGGGGGAUUGGGGAGCUAUCAUUGGGUCUCUGAUGACUUACAUGUAUCCUGAAAGCGUUAUUGGACUUCAUACUACUAUGAAUCAAAUGAAAUUUGGUUGGAGACUAAUACUUCAAACCAUGGUUGGAGCUGUGUUUCCUUCUUUGGUGUACACCACUGAAAAAGAGAAAGGAGUUAUGCACCCUCUCUCCACAUUUGGUCAAAGAAUGUAUUACGAUAUGGCAUAUUUUCACGUGCAGUCUGUACUACCAGACUCCUACGGAUACGGCAUGGUCGACUCACCAGUCGGACUUAUUGGUUGGAUAGGAUCUACAUAUGCUAUGGUUAGCAGUUCAAGGGAUACAACUAAGAAUGCUAUGGAAAACAUGGAAGCUGGAAUAAAAUGCUUUGGAAUUGACAAUAUCUGUGCCAUGAUAAGCAUCAUUUGGUCUGUAAAAAGUGCACAAGCUUCAAUGAGGAUUUACCACGAAUUCUACACAAACGAUACAGAACUAUUUUCGAACUUGUUUAUUCCGAAUGUUCCUGUUGCAAUCUCUAAUUUCCCUAACGAGGUUAUGCAUUUGACUAAAUUUGCAACCAGGGCCACCUUCAACAACAUAAAACAGUACAACUACCAUAACCACGGAGGACACUUCUCCAACAUUGAUAAUACAGAGGCUGUUGUUGGGGAUCUGACCUCUUUUAUCCAGACAAUUCAAUAAACAGAGCUCUCUUGGACUGACUUUAGAUUAUUAAUAUCCUUACCUUAUUGAGAAAAUCGUCAGUCAUGAUCAUGAUUGAUAGUUAGUUUAUGAUAUAAAUUAUUAGUUUUGUUUUGUGAUUUUCAUUUUUAAAAAUAAACCAUUGACAUUGUGUGCAAAUUUACUGUUUGUUUUUAUAUUUUUGUAUUAUAAUAGUCAUUGAAAUUUUACAUAUUAUAAGUUUUACAGAUUACCUAUGAGCCUUCUAUCAUCA
Messenger RNA from Bolinopsis microptera, 1087 nucleotides. Its product is annotated as juvenile hormone epoxide hydrolase-like. The record is from RefSeq and is a predicted model, not a curated record. Gene Ontology annotation, molecular function: epoxide hydrolase activity. Gene Ontology annotation, biological process: epoxide metabolic process. The transcript is spliced from 6 exons. The coding region runs from base 97 to 834 and encodes 245 amino acids. NCBI's taxonomy places the organism in Eukaryota, Metazoa, Ctenophora, Tentaculata, Lobata, Bolinopsidae.